This is a messenger RNA of Lactuca virosa, 354 nucleotides long. NCBI's taxonomy places the organism in Eukaryota, Viridiplantae, Streptophyta, Magnoliopsida, Asterales, Asteraceae. The record is from the annotation of a GenBank genome assembly.
AUGAAGAAUUCUCUCUCUUCAUCUCAAUCCCUUUUCCAUCUGUUACUGAUCUGUAUCUUCAUCAUCACCAUUACUUCAUCCACCACCUUCUCGGAAACCUCCACCAUCACAUAUCACCCCAACCGCCGCCACCAACUCCAUUAUCACAAUUCUUGCAUCACCAUCUCCAGAAAAGAACACCCCAAGCCUCUAUGUAAGUCUCGUUGCCCUCCGCCUCUCCCUCCACUGCUACACCGGCAUCCACAAGUACAACCGCCACCACCACCGCCGCCGCCAAUCAAUGAAGAAAUCGAUCCAAGAUACGGUGUUUCGAAAAGAUUGGUCCCUUCUGGACCCAACCCACUCCAUAAUUGA